AUGUCCAUCACCAUGACAGGCUAUGACCGCACAGGUCUCAGGUCAUUGCAUCCUAGUCUCAUUCAUCUCCAAUUACAAGAAAUCAUGAACUCCAUCUCUCAUCUCCUUCGAAUCACCACCGGCAUAUCUCUUGAUAAAAAUAAUACUCUAGCGCAAGAGGCGCUCCAGUUCGAGCGAAGCACUGUAACGCCAGGUGGAAAGGCAGCAGCGCAUGCUGCUACUGUUCCUCCAGAGAUCAUUCAUUUGAUCGUCAACUAUCUUGAUAACAAAGAUCUGGUUAAAGUGAUCACCCUCAAUUGGACAUGGGCACAUAUCGCUGCCGCCAAGCUGUGGCAAGAGGUCCAUUUCACUGUCAACGCUCACAGAAUCGUGUUCCUCAUCACCAAAAGUAUUCCUCCUCUUGUUCCAACAGACGAAUUGCUGCAGUUAUCGUCUGGCGAAACUUCGUCCUCAAUUGCAUCAUCAUCUCCAAGCGCUGAUUUGAGCUCUUCGUCUCCCCCAGCUGGCUGCCUCUCAUCAAUGGAUUCGUCGGAGAAUCAAGCUCCAUCAAGAAGAAAUUCAUAUCCAUGGCCAACUCUCUUGCCUUACCACUCUAUGGUCCAGUCAUUAAAAGUAUCACUGUCGAGCACAGACAUGAUCCAAGACCUUAUGGAAAUUAUUCCGUGUUGUUCAGAAUUGAGAUCGUUCUCAAUUCAAUCUGCUGUGCCCACAGAGGACCUCUUGAUGCGAGGUGUCAUUGCCUCUGCUUGCAAUGACUUUAUUGACCCAUUGCAUGAGAUUCGUACAUCUGUAUCACCUGCAUCAAUAGCCAAGCAAUUCUCUCAUGCAGCCAUACCACCAUCUCGUCAGCAUCACACUCAUGUUCACACGCUCAGUGUUGAUCCAUACAAUUUGACAACAGCUCCGCGUGCAGGGCUUCGGGCGACAGAUGAUGAAACUAUCAUGGCAUCAACCACAUCUCAAAGUGGGAUCCUGUUUAAGCUACUGGCCAAGUCAUGCCCAAAACUAGAAAAGCUGUGGUUCUCAGGUUUUCAUCCAGUAUCUGUUUUAGGCGCUCCAACAGAUCUCAGAUCUCGUCCCGCGAACAAUUUUGACGCCAUUUUAGACUAUGAUCUAGGAAAGCUAUCUUCAUCUCCUCAUAUGCAUGUAAAUGGCGGUGCUGAGCAUGCGGGUACCUCAAUGGCAUUUGUUCAACCACCCAUCGCAGCCACCUCUAAUGACGAUGGACAUCACACAGUUCCAUAUGCAGCUAAUUCUACAUGUAGCACUACCACUAACCCCAGUACUACUUCUAUUCAUCCUUCCUGGACCAAUACAGGGUCUAGUGCUAUCCCACCAUUACCUACUUUCACCCGCAGCAACAUUUGUGGACAGUCUAUGAUUAACAUUCUUCAGUUUGUGGACUGCACACUUCCAUCACAAUACCUUCUCACCAUGAUUCAGCAUUCCCUUCCUAACCUUACAGCUCUCCAUUUGACGCAAUGUUGGCCAAAGGGCCCUAUAAAUGGAUCGUUCCUAGUAUCUCUAGCCAAGAUUUGUCCAGGACUGCGUGAUAUCACGUUACAUGCUACACAGUCUCAUCGGGCUGUGGUCUCGUCCGAACAUGUAUUACAAAUGUUGAAAGGUCUAGAGGAUGGGCAAAUACGGCGUACUGCAGAGAUUGAAGCGUCUGUCCUGGGCCCAAUUACAUCUGCUGGAUACAGGCCAUAUAGCAGGCUUAAUGGCGAAGAUGCGAGCGUGGGCUCCAGUGCAGGUGUCAAUGCAGGAGCUGUAUCAUUAGCAGAAUUCCCGUUAGGUGCUUUAAGUGGGUCAAAAUACAAUACCCUCUCUAUCUCAUCAACAGCAGCCACAGCUAGCUCAUUAUCUAUGCCUAGCUCUAAUUCGAGUUCAUCCUCUGCGCUGGCCAACCUGCCGUCAUCAACAUUCCCACCAGCAGAGUCCAAAUACAAUGGUGGAGAUAUCAGAACUGACUCUCAGGACCAGCCUGUAGACAUUUAUGGGUCAUUACGGUCAUUGGAUUCCUUGCCUCAAAUAGCCUCCGCCCUCGAGUCGGUUUCAAUCUGGUUUACACACUCAAUAUUAGACCAAGCUAUUACAGAUGAACUGGCAAAUUCAGAGCGGCAUCCAAAAUUGAUACGUGUAGUGUUUGGAAGCGAAGAUACGUUUGAUUCAGGCGAAGAGUGUAUCAAACAGUUGCGUCAGCGUCGUCCAGAACUGGCCAUUUGCUCUUGGGUUGGAUAUGGUGAUGCUGGUGAAGACAACUAUGAUUAG
Messenger RNA from Lobosporangium transversale, 2271 nucleotides. RefSeq lists its product as hypothetical. The transcript has 2 exons. Gene Ontology annotation, molecular function: protein binding. The record is from RefSeq and is a predicted model, not a curated record. Lineage: Eukaryota; Fungi; Mortierellomycota; Mortierellomycetes; Mortierellales; Mortierellaceae. The coding region runs from base 1 to 2271 and encodes 756 amino acids.